Linum tenue is the source of this 372-nucleotide messenger RNA. The record is from the annotation of a GenBank genome assembly. NCBI's taxonomy places the organism in Eukaryota, Viridiplantae, Streptophyta, Magnoliopsida, Malpighiales, Linaceae.
AUGGACGACGCAACAACCACCGCGGAUAAGCCAAUCAAGAAACGACGGCAGGCGGACGGCCGAGCCCCAACGUCGACGGAGGGACCGACUCGAGCGGCGGCGCCGGAGGAAGAGGUGGAGGAGUUCUUCGCGAUACUGAGGAGGAUCCACGUCGCCGUCAAGUACUUCGAGAGGAGCGGGGUCGAGGCCGGCAGCCUGCUGAGCGCGGGGAAGAGAAGGAGGCCGUCGUUCGAAAAGGAGGAUUUCGUUGAGAUCGGCGGCGGAGGGAACGAUGAGGCGGUGGUUGGCGAUUGCGAUGGAGGGAAAUAUAAGGGAGCGGGUUUGGAUCUCAACUCGGAUCCUCCGCUGGAUUUAACUUUUCAACUAAACUAG